AUGGAGUAUGAAAUUUUAGGGUUAAGUAUAGCACUUUUGCUAUGGGUUGCAUGGGCCAUAACGACAGAGCGGUGCCACCGGCGAUUGGAAGAGCUAGGUCAACUUCCACCUGGACCAACAUGGUGGCCGGUAGUUGGCAAUAUAUUUCAAUUAGGGUUGGCGCCACCUCAUGUGUCCUUUGCCAAGUUGGCUUGUCGACAUGGACCCAUCAUGACUUUAUGGUUAGGUUCAAUGAGCACCGUGGUCAUCUCGUCCAACGAGGUGGCUCGUGAGAUGUUCAAGAACCAUGACGUGGUGUUAGCUGGCAGGAAGAUUUACGAAGCCAUGAAAGGAGAUUUCGGCCAUGAGGGAUCCCUUAUAACAUCCCAGUACGGCCCACACUGGCGGAUGCUACGACGACUGUGUACCACAGAAUUUUUCGUGACAAGUCGUCUUGAUGCCAUGCGAGGAGUUCGAAGACGGUGCAUCGAUCAAAUGUUGCAAUCCGUACAAGAUGCAAGUGCAAAUGGCACGAACCCAAUUGAUGUGGGGCGGUUCGUUUUCUUAAUGGCGUUCAACUUGAUAGGAAACCUCAUAUUCUCAAAAGAUUUAUUGGAUCAUAAAUCGGAAAAAGGUGUAAAAUUUUUUUACCAUGCAGGGAAAGUGAUGGAGUUAGCCGGUAAACCAAAUGUCGCAGAUUUUUUACCUAUUCUAAAACGGGUCGACCCGCAAGGUAUAAGGAGGAAAACCCAAUUUCAUGUUAAAAAAGCAUUUGAAAUUGCCGAAGGAUUCAUUAAAGAAAGGAUGAAAAACAUUGGAUAUGGAGAAAAUGAAGGGAAAAGAAAGGACUUUUUGGAUGUUCUUUUGGAGUUUCGUGGUGAUGGCUUGGAAGAACCUUCUAAAUUUUCCUCUCGAACCAUCAAUGUCAUUGUUUUUGAGAUGUUCACUGCAGGAACUGAUACAACAACAAGCACUAUAGAAUGGGCAAUGGCUGAGCUUCUACACAAUCCAAGGACAUUAAAAACAGUCCAAGCUGAAUUGAGGAACCAUUUAGGCCACCAUGGGAGGAGCCUUGAAGAAAAAGACAUCGAAAACCUACCAUAUCUCAAAGCAAUAAUCAAAGAAACCCUAAGACUUCACCCACCAAUCCCUUUCUUAGUCCCUCACAUGGCUAUGGACUCUUGUAAGAUGUUGGGUUACCAUAUCCCUAAAGAAACCCAAGUUUUGGUGAACGUUUGGGCCAUCGGAAGAGACCCGAAAACGUGGGAAAACCCGUCAGAGUUCAGACCGGAACGGUUCUUGGAGCCGAAUACAAUGGAUUAUAAGGGUCACCAUUUUGAGUUUAUUCCUUUCGGGUCCGGUCGUCGGAUGUGCCCAGCGGUGCCACUCGCGUCUCGACUGCUCCCGAUGGCACUCGGGUCAUUGUUACAUUGCUUUGAUUGGAGUUUGGCUGACGGGGUUAAGCCCGAAGAUUUGGAUAUGAGUGAGAGAAUGGGGAUAACAUUGAGGAAAUCUGUUCCCUUAAAGGCCUUAGCAAUACCUUGCACUGAUUUUAGACACUAAAAUUCGAAUUGUUAAACUUGUUAUGAAUAGCUGCAUCAACUGAUCGGAUUUUUGGAAAAAAUCCUUUGUUCAUUUUAAUUUGUGCUCUUCUGUGUAUGUAUAUUUACUUUGGGAAUAAUGUUUUAUAAUUGUUGUGAAUAAUAGAAAGACUGUGGUAAAGGACUUAAAUAUA
Molecule: messenger RNA, 1714 nt
Organism: Gossypium raimondii (Peruvian cotton)
Lineage: Eukaryota; Viridiplantae; Streptophyta; Magnoliopsida; Malvales; Malvaceae
Product: iridoid oxidase
Exons: 2
Coding region: 1-1542 (513 amino acids)
Molecular function (GO): iron ion binding; monooxygenase activity; heme binding
Source: RefSeq, a predicted model, not a curated record